AUGGCUCGUCUGCUGAAUAUCUUCGCAACCAUCGCCGGUGUCCUGAGCAUCCAGGCUGAUCCUUUCGCUGACGAUCUAGUUGCAAACUUCACGGCUCUCCUUGGUAAUCCGGAUGUCCACAAGUUCAUAGACAAAGCCCUGAUGGAGGCUCCUCCACCGCCUAACCCCAACAGCCGUGAGCUGGAUGAGGUUCUCGGAGACGGAGAUCUUGCAAGUGGAAGGGAUCGCUACCGGUUCUGUUCUAAAUGCAAAACUAUUCACAGUACGGCCAUCAACGCGUAUUUCAUCCAGCAGAUCACUGAGAUUUGCGAGGGAGACGGGAAUGCUGACUCCUUAUCAACCUACGAGUUCUGUGCUCACCUCAAGAAGAGAAUCGCCUCGCUCGAUCAGGUCUUGAAUGGUUACAUCUUCGUGCGCUCGCGUGCUCUUCAACUCGCAACCUCUACAUGCAUCGGCACUAAUCAGUGUCCGACCAAGGACGCCUACAACGCCUUUUUCAAUCCUAUCGUCCCCGGACGACUCGUCGACUUCACCAAGCUCGACUACUGCCCAUGUGAAACUUUUCCCAAGAUUGAGACUUGUUUUGAACAGCUAUCAACAAGGAUGCUGAAGUACGCCAUCGGCGAGGUGCAGCAUGCAUGUGAUAACUAUGAGGAUAAGGGUUUAGAUGAGUUCUGCGGGUAUGUUGCGACUGACAGCCACUUCGGUGAAGGUCUGGUCUUCGGGUUUGUGGGUGUCUACGAGCAAGCUACUGGUUAUUGUGUCCGCGACCAAUGCCGUUAGUUUCUAAUAGAAACUUUCUAUGAUAUAUCACGGUCCUUGAAUGAGUUUUUCCCCGAAGUCUGUGCUUCUGAUCAAUUCUCCGAUUGUCUUGGAGCGAAACUCCUCGGGGUUCUGGAGUCCAGAAACUGUGACUUUUAUAUAAAGCUGAUUCGAUCGGAAACUCCCCUUUCCUCACACAAUUAACUACAAUUCUACCAGAGCCUGGUUCUCCCUCAUUACAUCAAGCUCACCGCGACUCGACCACAGCCAGUUCCCGUCUGCGAACUAC
Messenger RNA from Perkinsus marinus ATCC 50983, 1051 nucleotides. RefSeq lists its product as hypothetical. The transcript has a single exon. The coding region runs from base 1 to 783 and encodes 260 amino acids. NCBI's taxonomy places the organism in Eukaryota, Perkinsozoa, Perkinsida, Perkinsidae. The record is from RefSeq and is a predicted model, not a curated record.